AUGUCAACUUGUCCCUCGCAAACGACACCAAUUGUUAACCACACAUCUCCGGCUUCUAUAAGUCAUGACGCCUCGAACAAACUGAUGCCAAUGGUACCGAGCCAGCAACAGCUGAAUGCUUUCUCGACGAGCCAUUUUGUGCAUACCGAGUCUAUAUUCAACAUUGAUAUGCUGCCGAAGCAAGUUGGAUCACCUUUGGAUCUGUUUAAAAUCGCUAAAAAUGAGCCAAGUAGUUCAUCGAACUCGCAACCAGGAACACCAGUUCAAAUGGAUCGAAGAGCUGUUCCGGCUUGUGCCAUUUGUGGAACCGAUUCAACGGGAAUCCAUUUCGGAGUUGAUGCCUGCGCUGCUUGUUCGGCAUUUUUUCGGCGAACUGUCGUUCUAGAUAAACGUUAUGUUUGCAAUAAAGGCGGAAAUUGUGUAAUUCUAAAAGAUAGCUCAAGUGGUCAAAAAUGCAGGGCAUGUCGCUUCAAGAAAUGUCUAAACGCUGGAAUGGAUCGAGGAUCUGUGCAGCACAGGCGAGACGCAAUUGGCAAAUAUUCAGCCGGUGUCAAACGCGAACAUAGUCCUGAUAUCGAAUUCGACGCACCGAAAUACAACAACAUUCCCAGCACAUCAUCGAAUGGAUAUGCAGUGAAAUCACCUGAAUAUCCGAUUCGGCCGCAAGUUAUUCAUCAAUGUCAUGCGUCCACAUCGCGGCAAUGUUUCUCGCCUCAGCAACCCAAAUCUAUUUUGCACGAAUUGAUAAUCCGACAAAAUUUUGUGCUGGAACAACGCCAAAUUUUUUAUGCAGAUCGAAAUCUCUUUGAUUGGUUUCGGAAACCGCUACCAUUGUCCAAGCAACCUAUUCAUGAGCUCACCAACUUCUCCAACUGUAUGUACCAUUUAUGGAAAGUUGAACCACGACUAGCGGCCGAUUUUAUCAAUCGUAAUCGAUAUAUGGAUGCUAUAGUAGAAGAAGAUAAAGUUAAAAUAUUCCGAAACUUUGUGGUUAUUCGACAAGCUGUUGAAGAGCCGUAUAUUACUUGGAUACACGGGGGACUUGAUAAAAAUUGGUUUGUGAUGCCAAAUAUGACAUAUAUCGAUUUUAACAAUGCACAAAAAUAUUUAACAAAUGGUGCAUUGGAGGGGUUGAAUUUGGAUUUGGAAACUGCUAAAAAUCUUUUUGUACCAUCUUUUUUGAAAGCAAUGGAUUCUGUGGGAAAUUUAAUGAAAAACAUCGAGAUUAGUGAAACGGAAUUUGUCAUUCUUCUCGGUCUUGUGCUGUUUGAUCCUUCAAUUGGAGGAAUUCAAGAAAAUACUCGGCAAAUACUCAGCGGAAUCCGUGAUCAACUAAUACAAGACGUAUUUAUUUAUUAUGAAGACGAGGAGAAUCGCAACGAACCCGAAAUUCGAAUAGCCGAUUUAUUCAUGAUAUUGUCGGCAAUCAAAGUUCACGCAAUCAAAACUUCGGAGAAUAUGCAAUUAUUACGGAUAUUCGAUCUGAUCCCAUCUGAUCCAUGCUUUAAUCAAAUGAUGGAAUCGGAAAGACCGACGAAUGACUUUUUUACGGAAAUGUGUAUGGCAGCGCAGAUGAACGGUAAUGCCAUGACAACAUCGACAAGUGGAGUUUCCGUUGGCGAAGCAUCCAUCCAAAUUUCGAAUAAUUCCAUUCCGACGUCCACAUUUCCUCCCGAAUACGCACCUACAGCUACGGUUGAAAUAGUCGCGACCUCUGGUGAAUUAAAUGGCUCAUAA
This is a messenger RNA of Caenorhabditis bovis, 1737 nucleotides long. NCBI's taxonomy places the organism in Eukaryota, Metazoa, Nematoda, Chromadorea, Rhabditida, Rhabditidae. The record is from the annotation of a GenBank genome assembly.